AUGUCUUCUUAUAUUAUCACCUGCAAGCCAACCGCAACCGACGACGAGGUCCAGGCUGUCAAGGACCACGCUCAGAAGCAAGGCGGCACUAUUGGACACGAGUACUCGUUGAUCAAGGGCUUUGCCGUUUCUUUCCCUAAGGAUACGGUCCACAGCCUCGAUACGCACCCGCAUGUGGACAAUGUCGAGGCCGAUAAGGAAGUGACGACGCAGUAA
Penicillium mononematosum is the source of this 216-nucleotide messenger RNA. RefSeq lists its product as uncharacterized. The coding region runs from base 1 to 216 and encodes 71 amino acids. NCBI's taxonomy places the organism in Eukaryota, Fungi, Ascomycota, Eurotiomycetes, Eurotiales, Aspergillaceae. Gene Ontology annotation, biological process: vacuole fusion, non-autophagic. The transcript has 4 exons. The record is from RefSeq and is a predicted model, not a curated record. Gene Ontology annotation, molecular function: endopeptidase inhibitor activity.